AGAGGGCGUUUCGCGCCAGAAUAAUCAAGUAGCAAGAGUUUUCAUCCGAAAACCAGCACGGAAACAUACUUAAACAGAAAAUUACAUCUGAACUAUGAGGUACGUCAGUUAGCUGAGGAACUACAAUCAGUGUUAUGGUGACCUAGCUAGAUGCCAACUACAUCAUGUAAUCAUUGGAAUGUUUGUACCUUGCUUUUGCUGAGCACAGGAUAUGAGAUGAUUGUACAAGAAAAUAUAAUUACAAUUUAAUCAUCAAUCUAGUCAUGAACCAAAAGAAAAUGGCAAAGACAGGUCACCAAUACCUUUGUGCUAAGAAAAUGGUGCUGAAAAAAUAUAGAAAACAAAGAUUUGGUGUAAGGAAGAAAUGCAUACCUUUGGUGAAUGUUCUUGAUCCUGAUACUGUUAGUGCAAAGUUCAAACUUCAAAGGCAGCAUGUCAGCAGAUUACAAUCACAUCAGAAUUACAGCAGCUCAACUCGAAUGGAAGAUGAAACUUUCACUUUAUCUCAGUUGGUAACUUCUAGUCUAUCACACACCAAUGUGUGUUCAGAAUUUCCCAUAUCUGAAAUUGGAAGUGAGUUAUCUGGAAAUCGUGGCAAUGGAAAUUCUCCAUUCAAUAGUAGCAAUAGUUGUGGUUCACCAGAAAGUGCCGUGAUACAGACAAGCUAUGUCCCCAGAUGUUCAAAGCAGGGUCAAGGGUCAGGUACUGAAGGUCCCAAAUGUAAUAACAUGAAUGACUGUGACAACUGUAGUCCUGAACAAAACAACAACCUGGGAACAGAGAAUCAAUGUGCAUGUCCAACUAGGAAUGAAAGUACACCUGUCAGGGAUAUGGAGGAAAGCAUCAUUGAUGUGGUGUCGCUGGAUGAGGAAAGUGUUGUAGAUGAAGAAGACCCAGUAAGCCAAGUUAAUAUAAAUAAUGCCUCCAAUGCCUUUGAUCUGGAAGAGUGCCUAGACAAAAGAAAUCCCCUUUCGGUGGAUGUUACAAUGACUGAGCAGCUUUCUUCCAGGGUACCAUCAUUGUGUAAAAAUGGUCACCAAUUAACGUCCAGGUCAUCCGUCUCCCCCGUCAACUGGCAGCAGCAGUUUAUGUCAUUCUUGUCCACCACACCAGAACCCAGCUUUACAGAUGAUAUACCAUGUCAUAUUUCAACAAACAAGAGUCCAUCACAUUCCUCACGCAAGAAGAGAUCUCGGAGAGCUCGUAGUAGCACAUGUCCUUGCUGUGUAGGGUCAUCAUCUCACUCCAUUCAUGGAAAGAGGGCAAAACAUCACAGUGGGCAUUCUCGAAAACACAGUCUGUCCAAAGAACACAAACAUUUCAUCCGAGAUAUGGUUCAACUUGUGUCCUUAAGAAAUAAAGUUGUGACACUCUUCUGCAGCAUAUUCCCUCAAUGCCAGGAAUUCAUUCGUGCAAUGAAUCCUGACAGUGAAAAAGUGGAUUUACUCAUAGAUCAGGUGGUGGACAUCCUACAAACGCCUGAACCAUUUGACAUCAACCAUCCGGAAGAGGAGAAAGAUGAUGUUAAAUCAGUAGCAACAUAUUCUGAUAGUGGAACAGACCCUGUGGACCUGUCGGAAUAUCCCAGUUUGGAAAAACCAGAUGAUGUUUUCUUUGCAGACAAAGAUUCAGAUGACAUGCCAGUACUUGAUGAUUACAGUGCAGAUGACAAGACACAAGAUGAAGGAGAAUCUGUCUCAAAGGCACACGGUUAUUCUGAAGACUUUUUAGGUUUUUUAGAAAAGACCAAAUCUAACCAUAAUCAGUUAACGAAUGAUUUCAAUGUGAAUAAAUUAGACCCAGGAGGUAAUUUAGUUCUACAGUCAGGUCCUCCAAAAGUGUGUGAUCAAUCAGACUCUAAAGUAUAUGGUUCAAGAAAUUGUAUUAGUGCUUUUUCUGAAGGUGAUACAGAGGUUCAUAUUGAUGAUGAUGCUGGGGGGCAAGUCAGUGACUGGGGAGAUUGUUGUCCUAAGUACUGUAAUCAACAGGGAGCAAAUGUUGAUCUUGGGGAAUGUUGUGAUUCAAAGUGCAAUACUAAUCAAAUUGGGUCAUGUGUGCUUUCAAAGAAAACAAAAGAAAGCAAGAUCCAUGAACUGUCGGGAGAGAAAUUUCAGGGAUCAUUUCAAGAAUUUCUGAAUUCUAGCAAAAAUGAAGACACUAAUAUUGACCAUGAAAUGCAUGAUUCAAGUUGUGAAGGAGAGGAACAUGAAAGUAAGUUAACCUCAUUUACCAACAUAAAUUCUCAUCAGUCAAUACAUCUACCUGCCUAUUCCGACAUCUCAGAAGCAAGCAGAUUGUCUAGCAGCUCACCGUUUGAUUGGACAGGAGGUGCUGACACACCUUUAUUUGGUAAACAGGAGUCCAAGAAUGAUAUCCUUCACAAAGAAUCUCGGACCACACAAGACGACAAACCCUGUGACCAUGAUCUACUGGGCAGUGCUGACGAAGCACACAGUGGACCUACAGUUCAAUAUGGGACCAAAUGUGACAAGGAAUUACCCAUGUCUUAUAAUCAGUCAGAAUCCGGUGUUGGACAGACAAAAACCAUUCAAAUAUUUGAAUCAUAUGUUGAAGCAUGUAGGAAACCAAAAAUAUGUUUAAAAGCCCUCAAACAUAGACUUAAUGCACUGCUUACAUGGCUGUUACCAAGUGCAAAUUUAGGCAGUGCAUAUUUCAAGAAUUUUGACAGUCUUGAAUAUUUGUUAGAUUCUUUGAUCUACUGCAACACAGUGCAAAAUGACACAGGUUCUCUAGAUAAUGAUAGUGUAAACUAAGUGUCAGUAAAUGUGACCAGGUAGUAGUUUGUAAGAUAAAUCAUCUGUUACAUUGUUAUUCCAGUAUGACUGGAUGUGUAUUGCAAUAUUCUUUGUCUAUUAAUUGUUUUCAUUUGUGAUUUGUUAAAUUAUUUUGUUUUUAGGUCACCUAAGACAAAGUCUCAAAUGACCUAUUCUAAUUGCCUUUUGUCUGUUGUCGUGAGUAGUCCUUCCAAAUUGACUUAUAAAUUUCAAAAAUCUUAUUCUCGACUCCACAUUAUGGUUGAAUUAACCCAACACUCUUCACAGAUAGAGAAGUGUUAAGGUCCUUUACCAAAAUUGUGAAUUUCAUGAUCCUUGGAUCUUUCAUCUUUCCUUCUUUGGGAGAGGGGGGGGGGGG
Molecule: messenger RNA, 3153 nt
Organism: Pecten maximus
Lineage: Eukaryota; Metazoa; Mollusca; Bivalvia; Pectinida; Pectinidae
Exons: 2
Coding region: 264-2774 (836 amino acids)
Source: RefSeq, a predicted model, not a curated record